Messenger RNA from Penicillium cataractarum, 1503 nucleotides. RefSeq lists its product as uncharacterized. NCBI's taxonomy places the organism in Eukaryota, Fungi, Ascomycota, Eurotiomycetes, Eurotiales, Aspergillaceae. The transcript has 4 exons. Bases 1 to 1503 code for a protein of 500 amino acids. Gene Ontology annotation, biological process: carbohydrate metabolic process. The record is from RefSeq and is a predicted model, not a curated record.
AUGAGUCUAUAUCAUAAUUCAAGUGGUACUGUCAGUCUGAGCAAUCUCACCACAUAUAUCAACAGUGCCCCGUCCUUGCGGGAUUAUACAGGCUAUUUCCAUGCAGACGACAACAAGCUAAAUCGUGUCUGGUACGCAUCAGCAUGGACAGAUCAACUCUGCACAAUCCCCUCGGACCAAGGAAACAGUCUCGCCGACCCCGGUGCCAAAAGUACAUCCGAGCCCACAUAUUGGUGGGCAAAUAGCACCCUAACCAACGGCUCCUAUGCUUUAGUGGAUGGCGCAAAGCGUGACAAACUGAUAUGGCCGGGUGAUCUUGGCAUAGAAAUUCCGGCGGUUUUCCUUUCGACGAAUGAAGCCGACAUAAUCAAGAUUUCUGUUCAACAGCUUUUUGCGCAACAAAAUGCAGCAACUGGACAGAUGCCGUAUGCAGCUGCACCUAUCAUCAUGAAACCUGCCGACAAUGAGAUUUCCAACCUGGCUGAAGAGUUCUCUUUUACUCUUGGCUAUGUCGAUGGUAGCGGUCUUGCCUAUAUUCCUGUUAACAAUCGGGAUUGGUUACGGAGUGACAUGGGAUAUUAUAACAUUGAAGCAAACUCAAUGCUGGCCUACACACUCAAAGCAGCCUUAGCACUCGCCGAAGCUGUAUCCGACUACUCUGAGAGCGCAAACUGGACAACCACCAUCAACGGAAUCGAGAUGGCCGCAAACGAACUCCUCUGGAACUCAGCAGAGGGUCUCUAUCAGGACAAUGAAAACAACACUUCAUUAUUUCCACAAGACGGUAAUGUCUGGGCCAUUAUCUCAGGAGUAGCCAACAGCACCCAGGCCGCGACAAUAUCCAACAAUCUUCGGGCUCGCUGGGGUCCCUAUGGAGCACCCGCACCAGAAGCACCCAACACGAUCUCCCCCUUUAUAAGCAGCUACGAACUUCAAGCACAUUUUCUAGCAGGACAACCACAGAACGCAAUCGAUCUGAUGCGCUUCAUGGGGGCAGAUUUCAUGCUCAAUGAUCCCCGAAUGACGAACUCGACUUUUAUCGAGGGGUAUCGCACAGACGGAGGACUGGAUUAUCGGGCCUAUUCGGAUGCUGCUCGUUCGCCGGGACCACUGCUGGUUCUUAGUAGCUAUGUGGCUGGGUUGCAGGUGCUUAAUUCUACGAACUGGAUUGCGUAUCCGAGACCGGGGAAUUUGUCGGAUGUUGAGGCUGGGUUUGAAUUGGACUAUGGGAGAUAUGCUGCGUCGUUGAAAGUCGACAGCAGUAGAAAGUCUUCCUUGUCGUACUAUGUAUCAACACCAAAGGGGACUACGGGGAGCAUAAUUUUGGAUAUUCCAGAGUAUAAAGCUAAAAUCAGGAUUGUGUCGACGACUGGCUAUGAAUGGAGUGAGACAGUGGAUGCGUGGACUGGAGGCGCGAAUCCGAGGGAUGUUUCUUUCUGGGGUCCGCAGGAUUCGACGGCUGGGACUGUGGAGGUCGAUGGACUUGUGGGUGGGGAGUAUUAA